UUCAUUAGUAAGGAUGCUUUUGUAAACCCAUACUAAAACCCUACCUUUCCCACUCCCUCUUAACCCGGCGACUGAAACCCCCAACCCGCCGCACCAGCAGCUGCUUCCCUACCCACCGGUGCCACGACGCAGCAUCCACGACACCGGAAGCAGCCACGCACCGUCAACAACUGUUCCCAUCUGCCGCCGGCCUUCUACUACGCCUGGAUUGAUUAAUGGGUUCCUCCAAUAUCAGAGAUAUUUUGAGUUGUUUUAGCCCCUCUCUUGAUUUUUUUGCCAUCACUUGUGGUGAUGGCCGGAUUAAGAUAUGGGAUACAGUGAAAGGGCAGCUUCAGACUGAAUUUUCUGAUAUUGCGUUGAAUGAUGAGACAAAUUUGUUUACUAAGCCGGAAAAAAGAGGUCAUCUUUCCAUUGAUUACACUUGCAUGAAGUGGGUGUCCUUUAAUAAGAAGAAGAAAAGGAAGCUGGAUACAUCAUUGUUGGUACUAGGAACUGGCAGUGGUGAUCUACUGGCAUUAGAUGUUUCUGCAGGUCAAUUAAAGUGGAAAAGCAACGAUUGCCAUCCAGGGGGAGUUACUGCAAUCGCAUUUUCUUCACGAGGUUCUUGCAUUUAUACAUCUGGUGCUGAUGGAAUGGUCUCUGAAGUUGAUCCAAAUACUGGAAACCUGUUGAAAAGUUUCAAAGCUUCCACUAAAUCAGUGUCCAGCAUGUGUGUUUCACCAGAUGGAAAAAUAAUAGCUACUGCAGCUUCUCAAAUGAAGAUAUUUAACUCAGAUCAUAAAAAGAUUCAGAAGUUUACUGGUCAUCCUGGUGCUGUACGCUGUAUGACUUUGAGUGAAGAUGGAAAGUAUGUCUUUUCUUCUUCUGGUGGGGAGAGAUAUGUUGCAGUUUGGAUGGUAGAUGGAAGCAAGAAGCAGUGUGCUAUUUGUGCUCUUGCAAUGGAUCACCCUUCUAUCUAUAUUGACUGCAAGUACUUGGACUGCAGUGAUGCAAAUGAAGCUGGGUUUUAUGUUUUGGCAAUUUCUGAGGUUGGCGUGUGCUACUUUUGGUAUGGAAAGGAUAUUGAGGAAUUACAGAAGGCAAAACCGACCAAGAUCUCUUUAUUAGUUGAGGAAUCCUAUGACAACCUCAGAGGUGCUUUGCCUUACAUAUAUGCUGCAAGGAUCCAAAAUGCGUCUGAGCCCGCUGCAAUUUCUGUGUUUCUUGCUCAUGGAUUUUUAACCAAACCGUCAUUUGAGAAAAUUUUGGUUCGUCAUGGGGAAGAUCUAAAGAUAAACAUAUCUAGAAAAGGGUUACUUUUGCCAUCAAGCCAGCCUCAUAAAACUAAAAAACAAGUGGAUCUACAAACUGGAGCAACAGCACUAGAUCGUGCCAAUGCAGAAGGAGCGUUGUGUCCCAUACCGAAGGUCCUUUAUCACGAAAGAACAAAGCAAGAUCAAUCUUUUCAAUCUGACAAAAGUCAAGCAAUAUCAAUUGAGUCAAGAGCUGAUUUUGAUGUCAUGGCAUGCCCCAUGGAGAAUCGACUUAAAACUCUAGGUAUAAUAAGUGAUUGCGAUAGAGAAAUAGCCAAAUCAGAGAAAGCUUCCAGCUUGCUAAAGGAUAUUAACCUUGAAAUUAUGGUUCCUUUGAAGAAGAUGAGGGCAACAAUCUUGUCUAUUCUUCCCAGUGACGCAUUCAAAAUAUUAAACAUUUUGGUUGAUCUGUGGUUGUCAAGAUCUUGCCAUGGAAAGUUUGUUCUUCCAUGGAUUUGUAAUAUAUUGGUACAUCAUGGUGAUCAGAUAUUAUCCCAAGAACCUGAGAAUCCUACAAUUUAUUCUCUACAUAAGCUUGGUAAAUCUAAGGGUUCAGCGAUUCAGUCUUUGUUGCAGUUAUGUGGUCGUGUACAGCUUGUGAUUGCACAGAUUGAUAAGGCUCUCCUGUUGAAAACACAUCCCUUUCUACCUGACAAUGAAGUUGUUGAAAGUGAAGACGAAGAUGAAGAUGUUGACUAUGUUUUUGGGAAAGAAGAUGAUGAUUCCCCUUCUAGUAGUGAAGACCAUGACGAGUAAAUCAUGAGUUCAAAGCUAUGCUGUUAAUGCCAGUAUACUAACUGAUUGGCCACUAUGUGAUUGAUGUAGCUUUUUCAUCUUGUUACCGUCUUCUGCAUGAAUCCUGCGUCAUCUCAGUAAAUGAGCAAAGCUGUGUGUCGUUCUAUUCUAGCACAUAGCUUCACAAUUUUGUCUAAUAUUGUUUUUGUUGUAGGGUAGUUGGUUUUUCAACUAGUUAAAAUAUUGAUAAAUUUUUGACAUAUUCUUUUUAUAAUCAACUUGUAUUGUUAGGAUUUUGACAUUGGUAAUAUAUAAUUUUUCUGUAUUCCUAA
This is a messenger RNA of Amaranthus tricolor (Joseph's coat), 2359 nucleotides long. RefSeq lists its product as uncharacterized. The coding region runs from base 216 to 2048 and encodes 610 amino acids. NCBI's taxonomy places the organism in Eukaryota, Viridiplantae, Streptophyta, Magnoliopsida, Caryophyllales, Amaranthaceae. The transcript is spliced from 14 exons. The record is from RefSeq and is a predicted model, not a curated record. Gene Ontology annotation, molecular function: protein binding.